Messenger RNA from Aegilops tauschii subsp. strangulata, 1161 nucleotides. RefSeq lists its product as uncharacterized. The record is from RefSeq and is a predicted model, not a curated record. NCBI's taxonomy places the organism in Eukaryota, Viridiplantae, Streptophyta, Magnoliopsida, Poales, Poaceae.
AUCGCGCAAGCAAAGCAAACCCUAGCCCCCAAAAAAAAACCCAAUCCCUAAUCUGAGACGGAGAGAGAUGGCCGGCGCCGCGGAAGGGGAGGCUCGUCCCCUCGUCGUCGUCGGAAGGGGAGCGCGCCAGUCAGCCAAGGUUUCUGCCACGGCCGCGGAAGGGGAGACUCGUCCCCUCGUCGGAGCCAAGGUGAUGGGGCCUCGCCUCAGCCUCAGCCUUUCUCCGGAUGCUCUGGACCUGAUUGCGAGGAGGGAGGCCUUGCUCUCGGAGUGGGCCGCGUCGGAGCCCUCGGCCUCGCCGUCGCUCCCUGAAGCUUCAGCGUCGCCCUGGUCCCUCAUCUUGUCCCGUUGCCUACCAUCAUCCCUACAGCCACAGCCUGAGCCUGAGCCAUUCGACAGGGUCGAACACAACUGGAACAGUUCUAUGAUGAUGAUGAUGAUGCCGAGCCCCUCUGAGGUAGCAGCAGCUCAAGAUCAUCAACUUGUCAUGGAAUGCCUUCGCCACUAUAACUUAAAUCAUCCGGAAAAUGAGUACGUACCUGCCCCCGGCAAGGUGACCAGAUACAGCAGUCCUCACAAUGGUUCUUGCUGGACUCAUGGCAACUUCGUCGCUAGCCCCAAGCACUCCGGCUACUUCUCCUUACUGCCCCCUAGACCAACUCUCUUCUUUUAUGAGCUUGUUACCAAAGAUGGUUUUGAAGGAGUUGUUUCGUGCACCCCGCUAGAUGAGCCAGUUACCGAAGCCUACAGUUUGUUUGGCCUUCAUCUUGGGUGGGGAACUCGUCGUGAUGGCAGUUCGGAUUGCCUUUGCAAUACAUGCAACCGUCUUGUUGAUAGCGAGGUUCCUUCUGUGGGGAAAGCAUUUCCGUGUGGACAUUACAAGGCAGAGCGUUUUUGUCAGAUGUGCUAUCUUCAGUCUGAAGUGCUGCAUCCAUCGCCAGAAAAAUUUGCGUUUGGAAAAUGAUGACUAGAGCUGGCUGAGCACUCAAUCUAUCAUUUGUGGAUAGGAAAGACUUGUAAUAUGAUGACAUGCCUUAGGUUGCUGGUUGUGCUGCUGCAUAUUAAUUAUGUCUUCCCGGGUGGAAUGCCCUAUGCUAUGCUAUGUAGUAUUGUGAAACAGAUGAUGGCUCUGGCAUAAAAUAAAAUCAUAUAUUUAUGAGA